AUGUGGCCUUUGAGAACGAAAUUUGCAGAUAGAAUGGUGAAGUGUCAGAAUUCUGUUUCCCGUAGCUUUAGUUCUGCGUUCGUGCCAAAGCACAAUCCAGUCAGUGUGGAAGAUUUUAGCAAACUUGUUACAUUCAUUGAGACGUCGCAGAAGAUUGCUGUGCUUACUGGAGCAGGAGUAUCGACGGAAAGCGGCAUUCCUGAUUAUCGCUCGGAAAAUGUUGGCUUAUACGCUCGCUCAUCUUCGAGACCCGUCCAGUUUCAAGAGUUCUUGAAAAGUGCUGAAGUUCGUAAAAGGUAUUGGGCUCGCAACUUCAUUGGGUGGCCCAGAUUUUCGUCAUUUUCGCCCAAUGCUACGCACUACGCUCUACGUGAUUUGGAGGUAAUACACCAGAAAAUUGGUUGUGUUGUUACUCAGAACGUAGAUGGCCUUCAUACGAAAGCCGGAAGUAAUAAUGUUGUUGAACUCCAUGGCACGGCAUAUAGAGUAAUUUGCCUAAACUGUGACUAUAAUGUCAGUAGAAACACAUUCCAGGAAAUUCUUCAACAAAUGAAUCCAAAUAUGAAAGCUUCCACGAAAGUGAUACGACCAGAUGGUGAUGUUGAACUGACUCAGGCUGAAGCAGAAAAUUUCCGAGUCCCAGAAUGCCCAUCAUGCGGAGGCAUACUUAAACCAGACAUCAUAUUUUUCGGUGAAAAUGUUCCAAGAAUGCGUGUAGAAACUGUAAAAAGUGUUGUGGAAGAUUCUGACUCCUUGCUAGUACUAGGCUCAUCACUUUCUGUUUUCUCGGGGUUUAGAAUUGUCCUGCAAGCUGCUGAGCUGGAGAGACGUAUUGCAAUUAUAAAUAUUGGCAAGACAAGGGGAGACAGCUAUGCACAUACAAAACUCAAUGGCAAGUGUGGAGACAUUGUACCAAGACUGUUAGAUCUUUUGUACUGUUUCAGCAAGUAGCAUUUUUGUCACUGGUAACUAAUGUUUUUGUAGAGACAUAUUGAAAUACACAUUUGACUGUUUAGUGUUGUAAA
Molecule: messenger RNA, 1025 nt
Organism: Schistocerca nitens (vagrant locust)
Lineage: Eukaryota; Metazoa; Arthropoda; Insecta; Orthoptera; Acrididae
Gene: Sirt4
Product: NAD-dependent protein deacylase Sirt4
Exons: 2
Coding region: 1-951 (316 amino acids)
Molecular function (GO): NAD-dependent protein lysine deacetylase activity; NAD+ binding
Source: RefSeq, a predicted model, not a curated record